Messenger RNA from Ochotona princeps (American pika), 970 nucleotides. It is a transcript of the gene POLR3H, whose product is annotated as RNA polymerase III subunit H. The record is from RefSeq and is a predicted model, not a curated record. Gene Ontology annotation, biological process: DNA-templated transcription; transcription initiation at RNA polymerase III promoter. Gene Ontology annotation, cellular component: RNA polymerase III complex. Gene Ontology annotation, molecular function: DNA binding; DNA-directed RNA polymerase activity. Lineage: Eukaryota; Metazoa; Chordata; Mammalia; Lagomorpha; Ochotonidae.
CGUGGGGUGGUCCGGGGUCCUCCUUGUCCCCCAGCUCCGGGGCCUGAGUGCCCCGCUCCCCACGCGCGGGCCGGGAUGUUCGUCCUGGUGGAGAUGGUGGACACGGUGCGGAUCCCUCCCUGGCAGUUCGAGAGGAAGCUCAACGACUCCAUUGCUGAGGAGCUCAACAAGAAGCUGGCCAACAAGGUGGUGUACAAUGUGGGUCUCUGUGUCUGCCUGUUCGACAUUACCAAGCUGGAGGACGCCUACGUGUUUCCGGGGGACGGCGCAUCUCACACCAAAGUCCACUUCCGCUAUGUGGUGUUCCACCCCUUCCUGGAUGAGAUUCUGAUUGGGACCAUCAAAGGCUGCAGCCCUGAGGGAGUGCACGUCUCUCUCGGCUUCUUCGAUGACAUCCUCAUCCCUCCAGAGUCACUGCAGCAGCCAGCCAAGUUUGACGAAGCUGAGCAGGUGUGGGUGUGGGAGUACGAAACGGAGGAAGGCGCACACGACCUGUACAUGGACACGGGCGAAGAGAUCCGCUUCCGGGUGGUGGACGAGAGCUUCGUGGACACAUCCCCCACGGGGCCCAGCAACGCUGAGGGCACCACUUCCAGCGAGGAGCUGCCCAAGAAGGAGGCGCCAUACACGCUGGUGGGCUCUAUCAGUGAGCCGGGCCUGGGCCUGCUCUCCUGGUGGACCAGCAGUUAGCCCAAGGGCUCUGUGGACAGUGGUACAGCCUGCUGCUGAGGAUGGCAACAGCGGGUCCCGUAGCUGAGUCUGCUGCCUGGCGUUGGUGCAGUGGGGAUGGGAGUGCUCCGAGCUCAUCCCCCAUCCUGACCCUGCUCCUGGAGCUGCCCUGCUGGCUGCAUGGAGUCAGUAAACAUGGGCAGCGUCCAGACCAAAGAGGACUGGGUCUGCAGUGACAUCGGGCCCUGGCACCACGGCACUCCCAGGAUGGCAACACGGGGCUUCUCCAACCCUCCCUGAC